GUGCUGAGUCCGACAUUCCAGGUCUUUCCACGACAUUUUUUAAUCUCCUACACCGUUUCCAUUAUUUCAUCAUUCUAAGAUCUGAAUAAUUUUGCUUGGUCCUGAGAGACCAUUUCUUAUUUCAACAUGGCGGGAAAAAUGGUGCUAUAUAAAUUGGUGGUGCUUGGUGAUGGAGGUGUUGGUAAAACAGCUUUGACAAUUCAGUUAUGUCUACAACACUUCGUUGAAACUUAUGAUCCGACAAUUGAAGACUCGUAUCGAAAACAAGUUGUUAUAGAUGGUCAAGCGUGUAUGUUGGAAGUACUAGACACUGCUGGUCAAGAAGAAUAUACUGCAUUACGAGACCAGUGGAUCCGGGAUGGCGAGGGAUUCGUACUGGUAUACAGCAUUUCGUCCCGAUCGUCGUUCUCGCGGAUCAAGAGGUUUCAUCACCAGAUUCAACGCGUGAAAGAGUCGUGUUCGGCAUCGCCAACCUACCCUGGUUCCCCGAUCUCCACGGUAACACCGGCCGCCGCCGUACCUAUUAUGCUAGUCGGUAACAAGAGCGAUCGAGUUACGGAAAGAGAGGUCUCGACUCAAGAGGGUCAUGCCCUGGCGCGAGAACUAGGGUGCGAGUUCGUCGAGGCGUCAGCUAAGAAUUGCAUAAACGUCGAAAAGGCGUUCUACGAUGUUGUAAGAAUUUUGCGCAGACAACGACAACAGGCGUCCCGUCCGAUGCCGCAAACAGGUCGCCCGCGGCCGCAGAAUGGAGAAGCCCCCCACAGGGAACCUGGUGAUAGGUACAGAAGGGGCCGCCGAGGUGGAGGAGGAAAUGGAGGACGCUGCGUCAUAUUAUAAAUGGGCCUAAUCCUUAGCAUUACGUGCGCACUCGCGCGUUCGCGAUUGACGCGCCGAUGACGAAUAAUGCCUAACAUGUAUUGGAUUGUCAUGGUAUCCUUCGCGCGCUCUAAUCCAUCUACGACUUCGAAAUGAUGGCACAACCAAACACUUACACAUCGGAUACCACGAGAGAGCACUUUGGCGA
This is a messenger RNA of Annulohypoxylon maeteangense, 1024 nucleotides long. Its product is annotated as ras-domain-containing protein. NCBI's taxonomy places the organism in Eukaryota, Fungi, Ascomycota, Sordariomycetes, Xylariales, Hypoxylaceae. The transcript has 2 exons. Gene Ontology annotation, cellular component: plasma membrane. Gene Ontology annotation, molecular function: GTPase activity; GDP binding; GTP binding. The record is from RefSeq and is a predicted model, not a curated record. Gene Ontology annotation, biological process: signal transduction. The coding region runs from base 127 to 837 and encodes 236 amino acids.